AUGUUGACGGUCAAUAUUGGCGAUGCCCACAUAUCAGUCACCGCAGAGCCCUUGUUACAGGAGGCCUUUGCACCGUUUGGCGAUGUCAUCACCAACCCCCGACCAGAUGUGCAUCCAUCCGCCUUCGCCUCGCAACCAAAAGACUCUAUGCCCUCAAAUGCGGUCUCGGCGAACCAAGGCACUGCUAUCCAAUAUCUAGCCGUAAGCCACAUCCGCAAUCUAUACUCUCAGGCACCCUCCGGCCAGGGCCAACCAAAGAUGACCAUGUUUGUCUGUGCUACGCGGGAGCUGGACCCGUCCUCCUCAGGCGCCGCUUCUCAAGGCCAAUUCAAGGUGCGCCUCCUGGAGCGCCAUCCCUUCACUACCCAGACCUUUACCCCCCUCUCUUCGUCAGCCUCCACCUACCUGGUCAUCGUUGCACCCAGUCUACAGCCCAGCGCUGCCGACGAAGACCUGCCGACACCCACCACGGACGACCUACCCGGUAGAGGUCUGCCGGACAUCCAUCGGCUGAAAGCCUUUGUGGCUACCAGCAACCAAGCUGUGACCUAUGGCGCCGGGACUUGGCACGCUCCGAUGGUUGUUCUUGGGAAGCGAGGGGCAGCGCUGGAUUUUGUUGUGUAUCAAUUUGGGAGCGGGCAUGGGAUUGAGGAUUGUCAACUGGUUGCUUUUGAGUCUGAGCAAAAACAAGAGCCCCGGAUAGCAGUCGAGAGCCACAAGCUCGCGGAUCUGUCUGGCGUCGAGCUGCGUCCAGGAGAGAACCCGUACACUGCCUUCAUCAGUGCUUGUAACAACGACCAUAAAGAAAUACAAGCCCUCUAUUCUGUCCACAGGACGAAGAGGAAUGCCCAACAGAGGGAGAAGUUUGUCUCUGGCGACUUCAAGGAACUUGCCAUUGACCAGCACCUCAUGAGACUUGAAAACCCUGAUACUUAUCCGGGAUUCGUUGAUGAGCGGAAUUGUUUCGUUAUCUGGGCCAGGCCCCCAGAGCAUGUGAUCCGGUUGGCUGCAAAGUUGCAGGAUUUGCUGAAGCAGAAAGCACCGACCAUUUGGUUGAUGCCAACGCAGAGGAUGCAUAUGACGGCGCUCGAGGUAGCCUUCUCCAAAACUCCCCAGGAGAUUGGAGCUCUGGUGUCCACGAUCCGCCCCAGCAUUCCGAAGAUUGCCAGUUAUACACACACUCAUAGAUCUCGACUCGUGAAGCCGAUAAUAUCCUAUGACUUGUCUGCUUUUGCCCUCUCUUUCCUCCCAGCCGCCGGGGAGCCUAUAGUCUCACCGCCACCUGUGGAGCCCGAUGUCGCCGAGGGAGUCAUCGAGGGUGACGAGUACACUUACCAUCAUGUCCGCCAGGAUGUUUUCGAUCUUGUCAAGACUGGAGGAGUUCAGGUAGGGUCCAGGUAUCAGGUGCCCAGUGCUCAUAUCACGCUGGGGAGGUAUCUGACUCAGGAUGACCACGACACCCCUGAGAAGCGGAAGCAGUGGGUGGAUGCUAUUGAUGAGAUCAACGACUGGCUGAAGAAUGAGAUUUGGGACAAGAAGGAUGCAGAGUACGUUGGUGAGUGGAUCGUUGGUCAAGAAAGAGGCUUGGACUGCCGUUCUGGGUCCCUUUGGUAUGGACAUGGCCGGACUUUGCUUCUCGGUGAGGGUUUCUAG
Messenger RNA from Clonostachys solani, 1653 nucleotides. The record is from the annotation of a GenBank genome assembly. Lineage: Eukaryota; Fungi; Ascomycota; Sordariomycetes; Hypocreales; Bionectriaceae.